UCCAUUGCUUCAAAAAACAGAGUCUCUCUCCUUCCUCUAAAAUGAUGAAGACGCUGUCAUCUGAGAGUAGAAGAAAACGAGAUUCCAAAGCACGGAGGAGAGCCAACGAAGCCAACAGAGAUCUUUGCUUGGAACAACACUCCAUCAUAAUGGUUGAAAGCACAGAUGGUAAGGAUUCAACCAUUCCACAGAAGCUUGAACUUAAGAAACAGCUCCAGCUUCUUGCCAAACCAGUGAUUGCAGAUGCAUCAGAGCCAACCAAAAAAAUUGAUGUCAGGGGCAGGAAGAAGCGUGCUAAGAGGCCACGGGUACUUGUUGUUGAUGUUGGAAGGAAGACCAACAUGGCUACAAUGGAGAUAAUUGACUGAUCUGUUUUGAUCUGUUUUAGAAGUGUAUUUGAUCUGUUUUGGCAGUUAUAAAGUGUAUUUGAUCUGUUUUGGCAAAGAAUUGACAAGUUCAGUUAUAUUGGCUUAUAACCCCUGUUUUGCUCUGUUUUUUACUGUUGGGGUGCACUUCUAAAAAUUUCAAGUUUUUUGGUACUUCAGAUGUAUUUAUAAAAAUGUAAUUUUUAUGGGUUGUGCUUAAC
Messenger RNA from Tripterygium wilfordii, 586 nucleotides. RefSeq lists its product as uncharacterized. The coding region runs from base 42 to 368 and encodes 108 amino acids. The transcript has 2 exons. NCBI's taxonomy places the organism in Eukaryota, Viridiplantae, Streptophyta, Magnoliopsida, Celastrales, Celastraceae. The record is from RefSeq and is a predicted model, not a curated record.